Messenger RNA from Scatophagus argus, 5084 nucleotides. Its product is annotated as SUN domain-containing ossification factor-like. Bases 220 to 4308 code for a protein of 1362 amino acids. Gene Ontology annotation, biological process: protein folding in endoplasmic reticulum; regulation of bone remodeling. Lineage: Eukaryota; Metazoa; Chordata; Actinopteri; Scatophagidae. The transcript is spliced from 23 exons. The record is from RefSeq and is a predicted model, not a curated record. Gene Ontology annotation, cellular component: cytoplasm; membrane.
UUCUGUCUUUUCAUUGGACAGUCGAACGCUGACACGCUCUGACAGUUGCGUGUAGGUGACAGCAGCUAGCAUUACUUCACCCGUGAAACUGCGAAGGUUAGUAAGUUAACAUGAAACUACGGGUGAAACUAUAUUCCGCAUAGCUCAAGACACUGCUAGCUAAGAGGAUCAAUCGUUAUUUCUGGGUACGGCGACGAUGUCUGUUCCGGUAGGCGAGGGAUGAAGAUGACACCACUGUUAUGGCGAGUUGUGUCAGUGUGGCUAUGUGUUGCUGUAGCCUGUCGGUACCCUAGUUGCUAUGUUGCUUGCACAGAGUCGCACCAAGAGGCCCAGAGGCCCGUGUCCUCACAGGACAUCAGUUCGGAGGAAGAGUCAGGGGAAAAGUUUCAUGAUCACAAGGUUGAGGAAAGCUGGGUUUUACCUGCCCAGUCCCUAUCUGAAAAUGAGCAGUUGAUAAAGGAUAAAGAGCAGAAAGAAGAACAAUCAACAUCACCAUCAGAGGUGGACAAAAAUCAGUAUGCAGAGGCCCUUGAAGUAAAGGAGCCCACUGCAGAGUUGGAAGCAGACAAAGGAAUUUCACAAACUGAGCCAGAACCUGAGCAAAACUCAGAAAAUCAGCAUCCCAAAUCUUCCAUCACUCAAGAGCAGGACUCAGCCUCUCCGCACAGUUCACCUGACCCUCUCUCUGACACCUCUGUUGAUCUUAAAGACAACCCCAGCAUCCUUAAUCUUCAGGAUGACAUUGCACAUAGUGUUUCGGAUGAUGCAUCUGAUGUAGUUGCACCUGAGAUCACUGAUUCAGAACUGCCUCCAGCUGACUGUGAAGAAGAAGAGAACAACCCCUAUGACAGUGAUAGCAGUCCUCCAGUAGUUCUGGAAAACACUUCCAGUGUUAACACUGCAGGAGCUAAAACUCACACUGACCCUCCUUUGAGUUCUCCAGCCAGCCAUAGCACACAGCAUCUGGAGGCCAACACGUCACACAUGCUGAAAGAACAACAGGACCUGAGCUCGACUGUUACCACAGAGACAGAUUCCACUGUGAGUGGCAAAGACCCUGAGGAUAUCCCAACUUUUGAUGAGUGGAAGCGGAAGGUGAUGGAGGUGGAGAAAGAAAAGACUCAGUCUGUUCAUACUUCUAACAAUGAGGCUUCUCAUAUGGUGAAAAAGAUCCAGAAGAACUUUAAUAACUACGCCUCAGUGGAGUGUGGAGCCAAGAUUCUUGGCGCUAACCCCGAGGCAAAGAGCACUUCGGCCAUACUGAGGGAAAACAUGGACUUAUACAUGUUAAAUCCCUGUAGUAAUAAAAUCUGGUUCAUCAUUGAGCUCUGUGAGCCCAUCCAGGUGAAGCAAUUGGACAUUGCUAACUUUGAGCUCUUCUCUUCCACUCCUAAAGACUUUCUCGUUUCCAUUAGUGAUAGAUAUCCAACAAACAAGUGGCUUAAACUGGGAACCUUUCACGGCCGGGAUGAGCGCACAGUUCAGAGCUUCCCAUUAGAUGAACGUCUUUAUGCUAAAUAUGUAAAGAUGUUCACCAAGUACAUAAAGGUAGAGCUGGUGUCUCACUUUGGUUCUGAACAUUUCUGUCCCCUCAGUCUCAUAAGGGUGUUUGGUACAAGUAUGGUGGAAGAGUAUGAGGAUAUAGCUGAUCCCACAGAAAAACCAGAUGAUCAGGAUGAUGACUUUGAAAAUUAUCCUGUUGGAUAUGCACCUGAUGAAGUCAAGUUAUCCAAGAAUCUGAUUGGAUCAGCAAAAGGUAAGUAUAGCAAUCAUGGAUUUUUACCGCAUAAAGUGGACUUUGGUGAUCCCAGAGCAGGACUACAAGUAACUUCUUUCUCUGAUGUUUACAUGUUCUCUUCAGAUGUCAUUUUGAAGAUGGUAAAUGAUAUAGCUGUCAAUGUUCUCGGCGGAAGCCCAAAUAUGCAAGGAAACAUUUCAUCACAGGAUGUAAACAUGACUGAUCCAUCAACCCAACUUAAAACCACCAAACAAACAACCAGUACAGACUUUACUUCAGUUCCAGACUCUGAAGAGGAAAAGAUUUUACUAGACUCUGAUAUCCCUGUCACAGUAGCACCCUCUACAGAGACCCUCGUGCCAGAGACCCCUGCCACCAAUACAAGCAAACAAGAGCUCCUCCCAACAGAGGAAAAAUUUGUGAUUCCUUUAGGGAAAGAUGAGGAAGAACCUAUCAGCUCUACAAUCACCCUUUUGGAUAAAGAGGAGGAGAUGGAUGAAGAAAAAGUGAAAAGGCAUCAUCAUGAGCGACAAGAAGAAACCCUAAACUACUGUCCGUUACUUCCUUCAUUUUCUUCCUCUUGCUCUUGUGCAGCUUCCCUCCAGGAGUAUCUCCGUCGGCAGUGUUCAGCCCUGCUCUCCAAAAGAAGGAAGUGCCAAACUGUGGGCAGGAAGCAAGUGAUUGCUCCCAUCCAAACAUCCGUCUGGCACCAACCCUUGUCUCCUUCUGCCACCCCUGAACCUCAACAGCACCACAGUGAGGUACAUCAUCAACAUGAAAAAGAACAAGCUUCUGAACUGGAGCCAGAGAGCAGAGCCAGCCCAUCAGAAACCCCACAGCCUUCGGGGAGCACAGCAGAGUCUCACAAAGAGUCCAUGUCAGGACCUCCUCUGCUGGAGCCCAGUCAAACCUCAAGCCUCCCCAAACCCAGUGCCGCUGACUCAUCAUCUGCCAAACCUACCCCUAUUGUGGAGACACCACAGCUGUCUUUUGACAAUCCAGGAAAGAGCCAGGACGUGCUGGCUGAAGAGAAGCACAUUGAACCCUCAGCCUCUCUCAGUGGCUCCAUCUAUGUGCAGCCCAGUGUCAGUGCUACUGUGGAUGGUACCUCAGUGGUGCCAGAAGAAGAAGAGAAAUCUGAUUCUGAUAUUUCUCAAGCAGAGAUAAGUUCCCCUGUCCAAAGCCCAGAUAAGACAGAUCAAACUGAAAUCCUCCAUCCCACCACCUCCCCUCAUUUAGAACAUCACCCUGACCCACCAGCUGUACCUGAAAGUGGUGCUGCUUCCACUGAAGUAACCCAGCCUGCUCCAGACUUCAUCACAGAACUUGGUCGCCCACUCAUCACAGAAAAUAAAAUGGAAGAUUUUGCAGAAGACAUCUCUGCAUCAUCUCCCUCCUCUACUGCUUCCUCUCCUUCAUCGUCUACCUCACCGCCCCACUCGGACAUCUAUGCAGAUCCCCCCAAUGGCACAGAGCAGAACGGGAACCUGGUGCAUGGCUCCAGCCAGAAAGAGUCUGUCUUCAUGAGACUCAAUAACCGCAUCAAGGCUCUGGAGAUGAACAUGUCACUUAGCGGACGUUACCUGGAGCAGCUAAGCCAGAGGUAUCGAAAACAGAUGGAGGAGAUGCAGAAAGCUUUCAACAAAACCAUCAUUAAACUCCAGAACACCUCAAGAAUGGCAGAGGAGCAGGACCAGCGUCAGACUGAAUCCAUUCAGUUGCUGCAGGGGCAACUGGAGAAUAUGACUCUGCUGGUUCUCAACCUGUCUGUCACAGUCAGCCAGCUGCAGAGUGAGGUGUCAGACAGGCAGAACUACCUGGUGCUGUCUCUGGUGUUGUGCCUGUGUCUCGGCCUGCUGCUGUGUGCCAACCACUGCCGCAUCGCUAGUCUUCCUCCAGCCACAGAACCAGAGCCACCCAUAGCUAAGAGCUACACCUACUGCUGCCCCGAAAGGCAGUUCUCUUCCUGUGAUGAGAUGGGCUUGAAGAGGAGUGCAUCCUAUCCACUCAUACACUCUGAGUCGUUCCAGUUAAACACCACUGACGACCCAGAAAUGUUGCAUGCAGAGGACACACAGAGUCUUUGUCCAGCUAACAGAAAGAGGAGACGUCGUAAGAUGAAACCCAUGGAGAAAGUGGAGACUCUGAAACCCUCUUUUCACACUGCUCCAGAACUGUGUAAUGGAGGUGUUGUAUGUAAUGGUGGACCUGUCACCACACACCCCACACCUCUUGCAAAAAGGUUGCUUCAACCCAUGUUUAGAGACUCGCCAUCAGAGGGCAGUUCGGAGGGAUCUUCACAUUCAGAUGACCCCUCCUUCUGUGGCAUCACCACAGCUUGCACCCGAAUAUGUGAUGGGCUUCCUCCAGCCAAGACCCGGGUGGAGAAACGGGCAUCAAGACGCAGGCGUCCUAAGCCCAGUUGCACAGUGGUGGACUUACUUCAGGCCUCAAGGAGAGACAAGAGCAAACCAUUGCCCAUCUCUACCAUACAUGACAUGAUGAACAGGAAAACAGAGCCAAGCUCUGCGACAUUUGGGGUGAAUGUUGCCCUCUCAGGACCUGUUUGACAUUUAAUGUCUCCACUCCCUGUCACUGAAUGCAUGGGGUUCUUCCCAGAAAGCAUAGAUGUUAAUUUUUGAAUCCACAGGUAGCUUUAAGCUUCAACAUGAUACAGUCCCUUCACUAUGACUAGGUUUUUGUUCAUGUUCAUGUUCACUGUUCAGGUCUUGUCAGAUGUUUAUAUUUGUUAUAACUUAAAUCAAAAAAUGUCUUUCAAUUAAAGCUUUUUUCAUUUCUUUUGGAAAUACUGACUGUUCAACCCACAAAUUUUACAAAAUAAUUCAGUAGAAUUUUGUUACACUGACUCAACAACCAGUAACUCCUUUGUGGAGAAAUUCCUGUUUUGUGUUUUUUUGUGUUUUUUUUGGUUUUAUUUUUUUGUUUUGUUUUGUUGUUUUUUAACAUAUCUCAUUCUCUAUCUGUGCCUUUACUUCAUAAGAAUUCAGUUCUGGCCUGUUGGUAAAUGUGCCUCCAAUUUUCAAGGGGAGCACAGAAUUGUUGGGAUUGAACCAAGCUGAAAUGCAGGGUUCAGUGCAGGGUGUUUGUAAAAUAUACAAUUUGAAGCAUUUUGUUGAAUGAAAAUGAACCUGUUCUGUUUGGAUGGAAUUCCAUGCCUCUAUCCAUCAGUGAAAUUGUUAAUCAAAAUAUUAGGUUACAGUGAGCUACUCAAAUUUUGGUGGUGUUAAGUUUAAAGUAUGUCAUGUCAACAUUUCCAGAUGAAAAACAGGAAAAAGUUGUAUCAAGUGUGAAGAGUUUGAACAAUAAUAACAAAAAGUUAAACGAG